AUGGUGACCAGGCCGUUCAACGUCAUUCAGCCCAAGAAUGUCCCCGAGGGCACGCCAGAGUACGAAGCAAAGCGAACUGCUUUGCUUCGAGCCUUCAAUGAAAAGAUCCCACAGGAAUACUACGUCCCCGAGGAUGUAGUCAAGAACCCUCCGCAGGAUGUAUCGGGACUUGCGACCACCUUUGGCAUCUUGACUCCCGAAGAGAUUGAAAUUACCGAGAACUACGAUGCCACAAGUCUCGCGGAGGCCAUCGCUGGCCGCAAAUACACGGCUGUCGCUGUUGCCACGGCGUUUUGCAAGCGUGCCAUCGUCGCCCAUCAACUGACCUGCUGCUUGACCCAGUGGUUCAUGGACGAAGCCAUCGAGCAAGCAAAGUCGCUCGACGAGUAUCUGGCCAAGAACGGCAAGACCAUGGGCCCUCUACAUGGCGUUCCGGUCAGCAUCAAAGACCACAUGCCCAUUGCCGGGACUUAUUCUUCCAUGGGCUUCUUUGGUAGCAUCGUUAAAAAUGAAAAGGACAGCCAGCUGGUGGCGAUCCUGCGAAGCCUGGGAGCCGUCUUCUACUGCAAAACGAACCAACCUCAAACCUUGAUGCAUCUGGAGUCCGACUCGCACUGGGGCCGAGUUCUGAACCCUUACAACAUCCAUCUCUCGGCCGGCGGCUCGACGGGCGGCGAGGCAGCCUUGAUAGCGAUGAAAGGGUCGAUUUUGGGCGUCGGCACCGAUAUUGGCGGCAGCAUCCGUGGCCCUUCGGCGUUCUGUGGUAUCUACGGGUUCAAACCCACGUCAUAUACCUUGCCCAUGAAAGAUAUGAUUGCGGCUCCAUUUCCGGCAGAGCUCAAUGUUUUGUGCUCAAUCGGACCCAUGUGCCGCAGCCUGAGAGACAUGGAACUGUUCACGAGCAACGUUAUUGCGGCGAAGCCACAUCUCGAAGAUCCGAGGAUCGUGCCGAUGCCCUGGACAGGUCUCCAAACGCCCAUCGGUGGACGUCUGAAGGUCGGCGUGAUCAGCAACGACGGCUUCAUCGAUCCUCAGCCGCCUGUCAAGCGAGCCGUUUCCUGGGCGAAAGAGCUCCUUUCCGACCCAAAGUACUCGGAAAUCCUCGAGGUCAAGGACUUUACGCCCUACGACGCCACCGGAGCGUGGGCCAAGAUCCUUCGCAUGUACUGGCCAGAUGGGGGGAAGGCGAUGGCCGAGCACAUCAGCGAGACCGGAGAACCGAUCCACCCGCUCUCGUCGUGGAUCUGGAAGGAUGCAGAACCCCACGGGAUGCAGACCGGCGUCGACGUGAGCAACAUGCGCUGGGAGAGAGACGCCUUCCGUAUCGCGUUUGCCGAAAACUGGAACGCUCAGGACGUGGACGUGGUCAUUGGGCCUUGCUUCGUGGGACCGGCUUCGGCUCACGACACGGCCUUCUACUGGACGUACACGUCCCUGUACAAUUUCAUCGACUACCCCGGUGUGGUUAUCCCGACUCCAAUCAAGGCCGAGAAGGGCGAGGUGUAUGCUCAGGACUAUAAGCCGCUGAGCGAUGCAUGCGCGCAUGUCAAGCAGUUGUGGGAGGAAGGAAAUUUCGAGAAGGCGCCGAUUAAUCUGCAGGUGGUCGCGAGGAAGUACCAUGAUAGUCAGUUGUUUGGGGCGUUGGCCAUCUUGAAGGAUGUCUUGGGACUGCAGUGA
This is a messenger RNA of Cladophialophora psammophila CBS 110553, 1677 nucleotides long. RefSeq lists its product as uncharacterized. The record is from RefSeq and is a predicted model, not a curated record. Lineage: Eukaryota; Fungi; Ascomycota; Eurotiomycetes; Chaetothyriales; Herpotrichiellaceae. The transcript has a single exon. The coding region runs from base 1 to 1677 and encodes 558 amino acids.